AACCAACAAGAAGAAGAAGAAGUUGUGUUGUGCACACAUUGGUAUUGGUGAAGGCUGCGGACUAGUAUGACUUUGCAACACUCCUGACAGUGUGUGUGUGUGUGUGUGUGAGAGAAUUAGUUAGGGUGCGUGGAGGAGGAGUCAGAAAGAAUUAAAGCGACAUUCACGCAAACCCAGGUCCUCCUUACACCGUAAACCCACGCUGGCCGUCAUUCAUCUCGCUUCUUUCCUGUGAAUCAUUGGGCCUGAAAGCGAUUGGAGCUGCCGUGUCUCGGGCAGCGGGAGGAUGAGACCGACACAGUGACAAAGGACCGUGUCCUCUGUGUCUUUCGCCUUCUCAGCAGCAGCAGCGAAACUGGGCUCCCGCUGUCCUCACCGGCGGAGACAUGAGGAACCCGCUUGCCAGCGGAGUUGCCGUGACAUUGUGGCUGUUUGUAGAGUGUGUAGAUGCCAAGAAGUUCUGCUGGUAUUUUGAAGAACGAUACCCUGCCUAUUUUGUAUGUCGCUCUUACGAGGACUGCUGUGGAACUCGCUGCUGUGUGAGAGCCUUGUCCAUUCAAAGAUUAUGGUACUUCUGGGUCCUCCUCAUGAUGGGGGUGUUGUUCUGCUGUGGUGCUGGCUUCUUCAUCCGUAGAAGGAUGUAUCCUUCUCAUCUGAGAGAUGAGUCAACCUUUAAUGUCUCCUUCACCAGGCACCCUGUCACCACACCAGUUUCCCAGCAGCCAGGCAGUAUGCAGGGCUUCGGGGUGAACGGGAUGGCCGGAGGUGACCCUGGGAUUACAAUGACCCAGCCUGCAUAUCCAGCACAGCCCGGUUCUGCCCACAUGAUGAUGUGGUCCUAUCCGCCACCUCCGUCCUACUGCAAUCACCCACCGCCACCUUACGAACAAAUAGUCCAAAAUGACGACAAGAAGUAGUGCCUUCAGAGAGCGGAGGAGGUGGAACAUGAAAAGGGAAGGGAGGCAAUGGUGACAGAGUGCUGAUGAAGCUGAAGAAAAGGACCAGUCUGCUGUUUGAGAGUUAAUGAUAACUGACUGAGUGAAGCAGUUAAUGACCUAUUACUGUCAUUGAAAGUAGGCACAGUACCCACAGUCUGACUCACACUUACAUCCCCCUCUAGUUCACAUGAACACAGCCUGAUUAAGAAACCAUGUUAGGUCUACGUCUCCCAGUAGCUGGGCAGGUUGCCAGUCACUGUGGAAUAAAAUGCCGGGGGAAAAAAGAUUUUUAACCACAGAGAAACAUUUUGUAAAAAACUUAGUAUGAGUUUUACAGAUGGCACAAGCUUUCCAGCAUUUUAAUGCACCACACACUUUUUCAUUAAUAAAUUAUUGAUGUAUUAUUAUUUUUUUAUUCAUAGCCCAGUUAUGUAAUGACAUGAUGCAGUGGUUGGUGGCUGGUUUUCCUUUCCUCUAAGGUUUAGUGUCAGCUGUAGACCUUCCAGUGUUACAUCCUGACUCUUUCAGAGGCGGCCCUUGGAUGACUGCUGCUGCGGAACUGGGUUAACUAAGGGGUCCCAUCUGUUUGAACAGUGGGGUCGGACAUAUUUUUGCACACUCAAACAAAAAAUAUGCAUCAGCACUGUUUUCCAGUCUACAUUAUCCAUUUGGCUGUUGUAAUACAAUAAGCCAAGAAAUCGAUUUGAGUAGGGAUUGUUAGGGAACCUUUAGGAACAAAUGUUUUGGGCUCUGAUAUUGAGUUUCUUGAGUAGUACAGCCUGAUGCUUUUUUCCAAACUUUCUUAAUAAACAUAAAACUGCAGCCUA
This is a messenger RNA of Girardinichthys multiradiatus, 1765 nucleotides long. RefSeq names its product VOPP1 WW domain binding protein (gene vopp1b). The record is from RefSeq and is a predicted model, not a curated record. The transcript has 5 exons. Lineage: Eukaryota; Metazoa; Chordata; Actinopteri; Cyprinodontiformes; Goodeidae. Gene Ontology annotation, cellular component: cytoplasmic vesicle membrane. Bases 387 to 917 code for a protein of 176 amino acids.